GUAUGCUUGAGUGAGUUGCAUGUAAGAGCAGCGGAAAGUUGAAAGAAAAAAAGCAAUAUGGCAACUGGGCUUUGACAGAAAAAUGACUGUGAUGCUGACUGUGAUACUGUGUACUGAGGUGCCAGUUCUGGAAAUGGCAUUUGAUUUUUGUAAUAGCAAAAAAUAAUAAUAAAUAAAUAAAAACCUCAUGCAUUCAGGUAACCAUGACGCCCCUGCUUCUGCUGUGUGUGUUCUUGCCCAUCAUCUCAGCAACGAUAUCAUUUGGAGAGCAUAAUGACAUGGAUGGGACGUUACGUGUUAGCAUCCCUUGGGAGAAGCCUCCCCGUCCUCUGCUGGGCAGAGAGGUAGUGGUACCAUGUUACUUCCAGGACAACACUGUCAACGACCCCGGAGCACCCACCAUCACCCCACUCUCCCACCGUAUCAAAUGGUCCUACAUCACUAAGGGGAAAGUUGCCACAAUCUUGACAGCAUCAGAGGGGAUGGUUCAUGUGGAGACAGAGUAUCUGGACAGAGUGACGCUGGUCAACUACCCGCAGGUUCCUACAGAUGCCACUAUGAAACUGACAGAGCUGAGGUCCAAAGAUUCUGGUACCUACCGCUGUGAGGUGACGCAUGGCAUUGAGGAUAACUACGACUCUGUGGACAUCCAGGUUCAAGGUAUUGUCUUCCACUACCGUGCCAUCUCCACCCGCUACACCCUGACAUUUGAGAAAGCCAAAGCUGCCUGUAUCCAGAACAGUGCCACCAUUGCCACUCCGGCCCAGCUUCAGGCUGCUUACGAUGAUGGAUACCACCAGUGUGAUGCUGGAUGGCUUUCUGAUCAGACUGUCAGAUACCCCAUCCAUGAGCCCCGGGAGCGUUGCUAUGGAGACAAGGAAACCUUUCCAGGAGUAAGAACAUAUGGUAUUAGAGACGUUAAUGAGACCUAUGACGUCUACUGCUUUGCUGAGAAGUUGUCAGGCAGAGUCUUUUACUCCAUGUCUGUAGAAAAGUUUACCUUCUAUGAAGCACAAGAUCAGUGUACCAAACUCGGUGCCAGGCUGGCCACCACAGGAGAGCUUUACCUUGCCUGGAAGGAUGGCAUGGAUGUGUGUAACGCUGGUUGGCUGGCCGACAGAAGCGUACGCUACCCAAUCAACGUUGCCAGGCCUCAGUGCGGAGGGGGGCUCCUGGGAGUGAGAACCGUCUACUUGUUCCCAAACCAGACAGGAUACCCCUACCCAGACUCUCGCUACGAUGCAAUCUGCUUUCAAGCUGGUGAAGAUGAAGGUGCUGUGCCUGGGAGGACCACACCUUUUCCAGACAUUAUUAGUAUCACAUCUGGCCCUCAGCUCUACCAAGACUUAACUACUCCAUCUCAGGAGAUCAAAUUCGGAGGAUUAGAAACUCUUCCCCCACUGCCUGUUCCACCCAGUGUGACAGACUCUUAUACCAAAGUAACUCCUGUGAUAGGUGAUCCUGGACUGGGACUGACAGAUGAAGAUGUAGCCAUGGCUCCCACAGGUGUGGUGUUCCACUACCGUCCCAUCACUGGUCGGUAUACUCUGACCUUCUUGGAGGCUGCGUUGGCUUGUCAGAGUAUUGGGGCAGUCAUUGCCAGCCCUCAGCAGCUGCAGGCAGCCUUUGAGAAAGGCCUGCACCAAUGUGACGCUGGCUGGCUGCGAGACCAAUCUGUCCGGUAUCCAAUUGUGUCACCAAGACAAAACUGUGCUGGUAACUUGCCGUACCUCCCAGGAGUCAGGUCCUAUGGACUGAGACCAGCCACAGAGCGCUACGAUGUGUUUUGUUAUGUGGAACGUUUGAGAGGUGAGGUCUUCUUCACCAGUGACUAUGACAGCUUCUCCUAUGAGGAGGCUGUGCAGCACUGUCAGAAACUCAACACCACACUGGCCACCCCUGGGCAAUUGUACGCUGCCUGGAAUCAAGGUUUUGACAAGUGCCGCCCAGGCUGGCUGAUGGACCGCAGUGUCCGUUACCCUAUCGCCACCCCCAGGGCUCAAUGUGGAGGCGGCCAAGUUGGAGUCCACAUUAUCUACGCCUUCCCCAACCAGACGGGAUUCCCUGAUGAGCACUCUCGCUAUGAUGCCUACUGUUUCAGAGCUGAAACUCCUGUUGUCCGUGCAGAAAACCAAACCAGAGUACAUGUGCAGAUACUGACUGAGGUUAUCAACAAGACAACAGCUACAAUCGAUCACUUUGUCCCCCCUGGAAACGAUAAAACAAUUGCUGAUUACAAUAAAACGGAAACCAGAACAAAUAAAACUGAAAUAGAGUUCAUCAACAUGACAACCAUCUCAACUCAGCAAGUGGCUCCUACAGUUCCAGUUGAUGUGUCGGGAUCUGGUUCAGCUGAACAUUCAGGCAGUGGUGAGACUUCCGGAGAGUCCGGCAUGUCAAGCUCCAGAGGUGAAACAUCUGGGUCGGGGCAAGGCAUCACCUUCAGCGGACACACCGAUGUCUAUUCCGGAGACCAGUCUGCCUCUGGUGGUCAAAAGGAAGCAGAGGGGGGAAGUACUGUUAUCUAUACGUCUGGAGAUGAGGGUAGUACAUCUGGAUCUGGAGUGGGGUCUGACGGACGGCAUUCAGGCUUCAUAUCAGGAUCAGGUUUUACCAGUGGAGCCGAGAGCAUUAGCAGUAGCGGUGAAGAACCGGUGAUCAUUAUAGUGGAGGAAAAGGUGAAGUUAGUGGAGACCCACCCAACGGUCACUAGUCAGGAACUAGGCCAAGGAGGAAUCGAUAUUAGAGAGGGGCUAUCAAGUGUUUCUGGAUCAGGAGAAAUGUCUGGGUCUGGGUCUGGGUCUGGGUCUGGUGGAUUUUCUGGCAUUUCAUAUGUCCACCACAGUGGCAUUGACCUGACAGUCCAACAAUCUCAAGAGCAAGAAGUGUCUGGAUAUCAUCCCAUUGAAUCAGGAUUCCACAGUGGUCUUCCUAGUGGUUUUCCAUCUGGUCUUUCAGUCAGUGGCUCUGCCUCUGGAGACUCUUCCCAACAUCCUGAUGACAUCAUCUACUUGCCUGAUCAAGGGAUUAGAGUGACUGUACCACCACUAGAAAAACAUCCCGAACAGGGCAGGGGGGAGUUGGAGGUAAGCGGGGAAAUCAGUGGGUCAGGGAUCCUCCGUGAAUUCAGUGGCACCUUAUAUACAUCAGGAAGUGGAGUUCCUCAUGACAGACUUGUUGCUAUGACAACUGCUACAGCCUACACCAGCCCAACCACAGCACCAUCAGUGUCAUUCACAACUCCUGCUACUGUGGAGCAGCCUAAAGUAAUGGAAGACCCCUGUGAUCCAAACCCCUGUGGUGCAGGUUCGUGUUAUGUGCAGGGAGAUCUAGCAGUGUGUCAGUGUCCAAACGGCUUCACUGGAGAAGACUGCGCAACGCCGAUGCAGGGCUGUCCUGAGGGCUGGAUGGAGUUCAGGGGAAGCUGUUACUUCCACUUUGAGGAUAGGCUCACCUGGUCUGAGGCAGAGCAACACUGUCGGGAGCUCAAUUCCCACCUGGUCAGCAUCAGCUCUGAGGAAGAGCAACAGUUUGUCAACUCCAAUAAUCAAAACUACCAGUGGAUUGGACUUAAUGACAAAGAUGUACAGAAUGAAUUUCACUGGACGGAUGGCACCCCUCUGACUUUUGUAAACUGGAGGCCCAACCAGCCAGAUAGCUAUUUUGGCUCUGAAGAGGAUUGUGUGGUGAUGAUCUGGCAUGAGGCCGGGCAAUGGAAUGAUGUGCCCUGCAAUUACCACCUUCCCUUCACCUGCAAGAUUCAACCUGUCAUGUGUGGAGCUCCUCCCGAGGUGGAACACGCCCAGCCAAUGGGCAGCAGCAGAGAACGCUUCCCUGUUGACUCUAUAGUCCGCUACCAGUGUGAUGCAGGCUACACACAGCGCCACCUGCCUGUCAUACACUGUAUGUCAAAUGGGCAGUGGGAAAAGCCAGUGGUGGAGUGCACAGAAGCCGGAGCCAGCAGUAACAGGCUACACAAAAGGUCCCUCAGGAGAAGAAGUAAAGGUGUCAGCAGCCAACAGGAACACAGGAAACCGCUCUGAGCAGCUCUGAAAGGACAUACAGAGAGCCACAAAGGACCCCUCUUAUUAAGCAACAUUGACACUAAUUGCAAAUGCCCGACCAAAAUGAUAGCAUGCCCUACAUGUAUACACACACACACACAUCAAAUCACAUUUAGACAGUGAUAGUGAAGCUGACUCAUGUUUUGAAUCUUUGAGUGUCACCCAGCAGCCUCUGAAAGCAGAUUAGAUUGCAUCUAAUUUAUUAUUCUAUUUCCUUGUUCACUGCUUGUUUUGUUUGCUUGUUUCGUUUGUUUGUUUGUUUGUUUGUUUGUUUGUUUUACUGCAAUCAGUUGUCAGCACUGCACACAAGUUAGGUUGAAAAAGAAACUGUCAAACGGUCUCUUGCAGGACUAUUUGACUGUUUUUCAACAGAUUAGUUAGGGCUUUCAAAUUCAAAAACUUUUUUUUUUAUAUAUAUAUUACUUGGGUAUUUUUCUAGAUUAGUUUAUUUAGUUGUUUUUUGUUUUGUUUUGUUUUUUUUCUCUCUCUCCUUUUUGGUCUCAGAGUCUAAGGACAGCCUCUUUGUUUCAAACAGGUAAAACAAGCUGUUUCUUCCAAUCUGGACCUUCACAGGGAUCGAUGUUUCUGGUUGUGACAGUGAUACAGGGUACAGUAUGUUUAGUUGUUUUUUUCUGUUUUAUAUCAGAAAAAAGAGUAGAUAUGGAAAAAUUGCCAGCUCAUUUCAAGCUUUUUAUCUUAUCACAUACUCCACUCUGCAACAAGACCAACAAAGUAUCAGAGACACUAACAGUCAGAAGUUUGGAUACACUUCCCCAUUAGAUUUAAUGAGAAAGUGUGUCCACACUUCAGACUGGUACUGUGCACUACAAUGAUUGUGCUGUUCCAUUCAAUGAUUAAUAGAAAUCGAAGUCAAGUAUGUAUCUAAGUGCAACAAAUCUGGAUUGAAAUAAUCAGCACCUAUCGCACUUUCAAAGUCUUCUGCCAUUUUUGUGCUAAUCAUUUGAAUCCGGUGCACUUUAAACAGAAAAAAAAAGCCAAAAAGGAAAAGAAAAAGAGAAAAAAAGAAAAAAGGGGAAAAAAGUAUAAAGGAAUAAUUGUUAUUUGUUGUAACUUAUACAUAUCAAGUGAGAACUGGCAGGGAUUUCUGCUGAAGGGCACUGCCAGGACAGUGCACAGCUUCACCUCACUGGGUCAUCUAAUGGUGUCAUGCACAUCCACUUUUUGCAGAUUGUUUUUGUCACUUCUUAAGAGCAAUCCAGCGGGUUGACCUCUAUCAACACUGACAUGAGAAUCAUGGUUUCAGUGUUUGUUGUGUGAUGAGUUUCUCACUGUAAAUAUGCUCAAUCCAGUUCUCUGAACAGCAGGAUCUGUCAAUAACUUACAGAGCAGACAACUUUUAACUGCUUGAUUUAUUCAGCCUCAACAUGUUCUAAGAGCCAACUGUACAGAUAAUGACAAGUUGGCUUCUUUUGUUUUAAUACAAGCCUCAGACAUCUUUGUAUGGAAGUUUUAGCUGUGUGUUACACAAUGGAGUUAUCAGCACAAACAAUAGGAAGCAUCAAAGCCAGCAGAAAUUACAGUAAGGAUGUGAUAAAGCUUAAUACACCAGGAAGCUGUAAAAUGUUGACGAUGACCUUCUAAGGUCAAGAUUUGCUUAAUCUGAGAGAGCACACAUCUUUUUAGUCCUUUCACAGAACAACUCGCAAACACUGACACAUGUUAGUCUUUCAUGGACAAACUGAGAAUACAAAAGAAUGUGGUUGAAUUUCCCCUUAGGGCAAUAUCUAAUGAUUGUGUGGAGGACAGCUGAGGAAAAAUGGUGGUUUAGAAAUGAAUGUGAGUCUAUUACAGUGUUUUUAAUAUAAUAUAUCUUAACGAAUAAACCAAAAUAGUGACAUCAUUUGGGUGGAGACUGGUCAGAUUCUGAAUCCUGAUGUGAACAUAGUUUACUGUACUGUGCUGUGCCAAAUAAAACUUGGAACAAUU
This is a messenger RNA of Melanotaenia boesemani (Boeseman's rainbowfish), 6011 nucleotides long. It is a transcript of the gene acanb, whose product is annotated as aggrecan b. The record is from RefSeq and is a predicted model, not a curated record. Gene Ontology annotation, cellular component: macrophage migration inhibitory factor receptor complex; plasma membrane; basolateral plasma membrane. The transcript is spliced from 19 exons. Gene Ontology annotation, biological process: cell adhesion; positive regulation of ERK1 and ERK2 cascade; inflammatory response. The coding region runs from base 204 to 4043 and encodes 1279 amino acids. Lineage: Eukaryota; Metazoa; Chordata; Actinopteri; Atheriniformes; Melanotaeniidae. Gene Ontology annotation, molecular function: cytokine receptor activity; hyaluronic acid binding.